AUGGCCACUCACAAGAUGAACUUCUUCGAGAAAAUAGCUAAUAUGCUUGGCCAUUUAUACCGUCAUCAGGCCAACCAGUUCCCUCGUCGAUGGGAAAUCCUCAAGGCUGUUGGAAAACACGAACUUGCGCCACCGAAAACUACAGAUUGGCCAGCUAUUAAGGCGGAUUGGAAGAAGGUUGUACAGUUCAUCCAGACUAAACAGUACAAGCAGCUUACUGUUCGGGAGGGUCUCGUUUAUACAGCCGUUGGAAUGGAAAUCAUUUUUUGGUUCUUCGUAGGGGAAAUGAUCGGACGUCGAAACAUCCCUGGCUACUUGGUGCCGGCUGACUAUGUUUCUAAGGAGACACGCAGGAAGGUCAAGGCGCUGGAAGCAGAAGAAAGAGAAAAGGCGGCUCUUCACUGA
Haemonchus placei is the source of this 405-nucleotide messenger RNA. The record is from the annotation of a GenBank genome assembly. NCBI's taxonomy places the organism in Eukaryota, Metazoa, Nematoda, Chromadorea, Rhabditida, Trichostrongylidae.